CCCCAGUGGUAGCCAACAUGUUCAUGGAACAUUUCGAGGAGACGGCUCUCCAGUCAGCAACCCACAAACCCAAAGUGUGGCUUAGAUAUGUGGACGACACUUUUGUGGUUUGGCAACACGGUGCUGAGGAAACUAGCAAUUUCUUACAGCACCUCAACUCUCAACACGAGUGUAUCAAGUUCACCAUGGAAAUGGAGAAUGAGGGGUCUAUCCCCUUUCUUGAUACAAAGAUUACGAGGACGGCACAGGGAUCCCUAUCCCAUCAGGUUUAUCGGAAACCUACUCACACUGAUCGGUACUUGAACUAUCGUUCAUUCCACCACCCAUCAGUGCUGAGAUCCAUCAACAAGACGUUAGUCAAACGAGCGCAUGAGGUUAGUGACCAGAUCCACCUGAGAGGUGAGCUUGAGCAUAUCAAACGUGUUUUGAAAUGUAACAACUACCCCUCACAUAAGAUCUGCACUGAGCUUCCCCCCUCGCGGAACCCUCGUGCAGGACAACCCAAGGCGAGAGUCGUUCUUCCAUAUCUGGGAGCAGCCUCUCACAAAAUUCAGAGGAUUUUGAGAGAAGCCGACAUUGAGGUUCGUCAUAGUUCCUCAAAUAAGCUUCAAUCUGCCCUCACUACACAUAAGGACAAGCGCAACUCCAAGGACCUCCCUGGAGUUUACCGAAUUCCUUGUGAAUGCGGUAAAGUUUACAUCGGAGAGACGGGUCGUUCCUUCAACACUCGGAUUAAGGAACACAAGGCCCAUGGUAGGAGAGACGAGAGGGAAAAAUCUGCAAUCAUCGAUCAUGCCCAUACGCAUGAUCACCGGAUUCUUUGGGAUGAGAGUAGACUGGUCACCCGUGUCCCCUACUGGUAUCAACGGAGAGUCAGAGAAGCGUUGGAGAUUGAGGAACAUAACACUGUUCCUCAAGACAGCGGCCUCCAACUCAGCAAUAUCUGGCUUACCGUUCUAGACAAAGAGGCUAAUUUGCCUAAUUAGCCUACCCGGACGUUCCACACACGUGUGAGCACUGCAGUGUAUGGGCGGAAGUGGUGACUUUUGUCAUUCAUGCUAAUCCUAGCGGGAAUGAUAACUGACAGCAAUUUCCGGUCGUCGCUGGUUUUGCGCGCCCAAUUUGUGUGUUGUCACCCACGUCCGCAUAUGUGGAUGUCAUGUGACCUAUCUAGCCAAUCAGAGACAUGUACCCUGCGAGAUACCGUGCAUACGGCACUUCGACAGAGUAUAUAAGGCCUGCUUUUACAAACUUUGCUCAUUCUCCUGAGGACGACAAGAACACACUUGUCGAAACGUCGAGAUUGGGUGGUCCUUUUCAGGACCAACAUAUGCCCAAGAAAGAAUACAUGGUGUACCGUGAAACCUA
Molecule: messenger RNA, 1368 nt
Organism: Lytechinus pictus (painted urchin)
Lineage: Eukaryota; Metazoa; Echinodermata; Echinoidea; Temnopleuroida; Toxopneustidae
Exons: 1
Coding region: 18-986 (322 amino acids)
Source: RefSeq, a predicted model, not a curated record